CACUCUGUCCCGCGGGCUCCUGGUGGCAGAGCUCCCAGCCCUCACACAGAAGCAUCUGUGCCAGAAGCAGAGGGGAAGAAAGACACAGGCCCAGAGGUAAGGCCCUGCCCUUUCUUGGGGGAAGGCUCAGGUCCCUGCCUGCCUCAGCAAGGCCACAAUGAACAGGCGAACCUUGUUUAGGCACCUGUUCCUGGUGCUGCAACUAGCGGUGCUCCCAGCCAUCACUCAGGGAAAAGAAGUGGUGCUGGCCAAGGCAGGGGACAUCGUGGAGCUGCCCUGCAAAGCUUCCCGAAAGAAGAUCAUGCCCUUCCACUGGAAACACCCUUCCCAGGUCAAGAUUCUGGGAAGUCAGGGCUCCUUCUGGGUUACAGGUCCCUCCAAGCUGAAAACUCGAGUUGACACAAAAAAAAUCCUGUGGGACCAGGGAUCAUUUCCUCUGCUCAUCAGAGACCUUGAAAUAACAGACUCAGGGACUUACAUCUGUGAAGUGGAAGACAGAAAGAUCGAGGUGGAAUUGCUGGUGUUCAAAUUGACCACCAGCCCGAACACUGGCAGCAACAUCCGCCUGCUGGCAGGGCAGAGCCUGACCCUGACCCUGGAGACCCCGUCUGGUAGUAACCCUUCAGUGCAAUGGAAAGGCCCAUGGAAUAAAAGCAAAAUGGGGAUCAAGAGCCUCUCAUUGUCCCAGCUGGGGCUGCAGGAGAGUGGCACCUGGACGUGCACCGUCUCCCAGAACCAGAAGACACUGGUGUUCAAAGUAAACAUCUUGGUGCUGGCAUUUUGGAAGCAUUCUACUGCGGUCUAUACAAAAGAGGGGGAGCCGGCAGCCUUCUCCUUCCCACUUACCUUCGAAGAUGAGAGCCUGAGAGGGGAGCUGAGGUGGCAGGCGGUGGGGGAUUCCAGCCCUCAGUCCUGGGUCACCUUCUCCUUGGAGAACAAGAAGGUGUCUGUGAAAAAGGUUCUCCCAGACCUCAAGCUCCAGAUUGGGGAGGCACUCCCACUCCGCCUCACUCUGCCCCAGGCUUCACAUCACCAUGCUGGUUCUGGAAACCUGACCCUGGUUCUCUCCCAGGGCCAGUUGCACCAGGAAGUGAACCUCGUGGUGAUGAAAGUGACUAAGUCCCAGGACAUUUUGGCCUGUGAGGUGCUGGGACCCACCUCCCCUGAGCUGACGCUUAGCUUGAGCCUGGAGAACCAGACUGCCAACGUCACCAAUCAGCAGAAGCUGGUGCAGGUGUCCAACCCUGAGGUGGGGGCAUGGCAGUGCGUACUGAGUGACAAGGACAAAGUCCUGCUGAAAUCCCAGGUCAAGGUUUCAUCCACAGCGCUCACCAGGGUCUCACUGAAGCUCCUGGCUACAGUGCUGGGUGGGAUCACAGGCCUGCUUUUCACUGGGUUCUUCAUCUUCUGCUGUGUUAAGUGCUGGCACCGCAGGCGCCAGGCAGAGCGGGUGUCUCAGAUCAAGAGACUCCUCAGUGAGAAGAAGACCUGCCAGUGUCCCCACCGCUUCCAGAAAACAUGUAGUCUCAUUUGAGGCACCAGGCAGGGAGCUUUCCACUUGCAGCCUCCCAGCGGUCUUCCCUGCAGUUUCGUUGGGCUCCUGGGCGUGCGGACCAGAUGAAUGUAGCAGAUCCCAGCGCCUCC
Molecule: messenger RNA, 1644 nt
Organism: Manis javanica (Malayan pangolin)
Lineage: Eukaryota; Metazoa; Chordata; Mammalia; Pholidota; Manidae
Gene: CD4
Product: CD4 molecule
Biological process (GO): cell adhesion; immune response
Cellular component (GO): membrane
Molecular function (GO): coreceptor activity
Source: RefSeq, a predicted model, not a curated record